AGAGAACGCACUUCAUGCGCGGAGUACAACUUUUUGUAGAGAGUAAUCAUUUUGAGAAACUAUUCAAUUAUUGAAGUUGAACUCGUAAUCAAGCUCCCUCGUGCUCUCUCCUCCUUGAAGAUGAAAAGUUUGGCGAGUGCUGUUGGUGCCAAGACGGCGAGGGCCUGCGACAGCUGCGUGAAGAGGCGGGCACGGUGGUACUGCGCCGCCGACGAUGCUUUCCUAUGCCAAUCUUGCGACACUUUAGUCCACUCAGCCAAUCUUCUCGCUCGCAGGCACGAGAGAGUUCUUUUGAAGUCUACCUCAAUGCAUGGCAACCACAACCACUCAUCAUCACCUUCUUCUCCUUUGCAUGAAGCUGCGACGUGGCAUCACGGGUUCACUCGUAAACCUCGUACUCCACGUGGCUCCUCUGGUAAGAAGAAUAAUAAUUUGUCGAUAUUUCAUGAUUUGGUUCCCGAGAUUAGUGUUGAGGAUCAUACGGACAGCUACGAGCUUGAGGAACAGCUGAUCUGUCAUCAAGUGCCGGUUCUUGAUCCAAUGGUGGUUGAGAAGUUAUUAAACGAUGUCGUUGAGUCCAAGGUCGAGUUUCCUAUGGUGAGAAGUGGUGUAAUGAUGGAUGAUCAGGAGGACGAAGAUAACGCUGAGAGUUGUUUAAAUGGUUUUUUCCCGACCGACAUGGAGCUUGAAGAGUACGCUGCUGACGUGGAGACUCUACUCGGUCGCGGGUUAGAGACAGAGGAACUAGGGUUAUCUAAUAUAGAAAUGUUUAAAAUAGAAAAAGAAGAAACAAUAGACCGAGAUGGAACGGUGCCGUUUGAGAUGAGCUUUGAUUACGAGUCACACAACACAUACGAAGAAGAGGCAAUAAAGAGUGAUGAAUGUAUUAAGGUGAAGGAGGAAGAGCAAAAGAAUGUUGUGAUGUUGAGAUUAAACUACGACUCGGUGAUAUCAACUUGGGGAGGCCAAGGUCCACCGUGGACAUCAGGAGUGCCACCAGAACGUGACAUAGACAUCAUCAGCGGUUGGCCAGUUGUUUCCAUGGGAGACAAUGCUAGAGAAAAUCAUCAGAAGCAUCAGGUUGGUGGAUGUUUAACCUCAAGUGGGUUUGGAGAUGGAGGAAGAGAAGCUAGAGUCUCAAGGUACAGGGAGAAGAGGAGGACAAGAUUGUUUUCGAAGAAGAUAAGGUACGAGGUACGUAAACUUAAUGCAGAGAAAAGACCUCGAAUGAAAGGAAGAUUCGUUAAGAGAGCUUCCCUUGAUGUUUCUGCUGUAAACUCACCAUUAUGUGUGAAUUACUGAACAUUCUUGUUAUAUCUCACUUUCCCCUUUUUCAAAUAAAAAAAGUUAAAAAGUUUUUUGUGAGUUUUUUCUUCUUCUGCAACGACAGAAGGUUUUUUUUACACUUAAUUGUGCUUUCUGGGCUUGGUAUGUACAUAGGAAAACCAAUAAUGUGACUUUCUUUGUAUCCAUAGAACUGAUGUAUGUCUAUAUUAUCUGGUAAUAAAAGUGUAACAA
Messenger RNA from Eruca vesicaria subsp. sativa (arugula), 1518 nucleotides. NCBI's taxonomy places the organism in Eukaryota, Viridiplantae, Streptophyta, Magnoliopsida, Brassicales, Brassicaceae. The record is from the annotation of a GenBank genome assembly.